Molecule: messenger RNA, 2961 nt
Organism: Pieris rapae (cabbage white)
Lineage: Eukaryota; Metazoa; Arthropoda; Insecta; Lepidoptera; Pieridae
Product: fez family zinc finger protein 2-like
Exons: 6
Coding region: 155-1222 (355 amino acids)
Cellular component (GO): nucleus
Source: RefSeq, a predicted model, not a curated record
GAUCGCGAUACACCGUAUUGUAGCGACCUAUAAAGCCUUACGAGUUCGCGCGAGCCUUUACAAUAUUGAUGAUCAUGAUAAUUUGACAAUAUCAACGCGACAGCUAUCCCGUGCCCAUUGUGAUUCAGUGAAGUGAUUUAUUUUGUCGCCCAAGAUGUCUCGCCACGUUCUUCUAUCUCGGUUGGCAGAGCAGUUCCAAGCGUCGUCACCACCAGGACAGCGCUUUCCGUCACCAGACCGCAGUGUGUCGCCACACUCACCUACUUCCAAGUCUCCACCCCUCUCUCCUGAUUCUCUUUCCCACAACCGUCUUGAUAUGCUUCAAAUUGGAGAUAUUGAGAUUGCAGGAAGAGCACUCAAGCAAUAUGCCAGAGCAACAGAACUUGGAGCCCUGAUGUACUGUAGCGGCCUAGGAGCCCUGUACGGCGGCGCCGGAGUUUGGCCUUUGCUACUACCUAGAGCUUCGCCCCAUUUCACACCACCACUCGACCACAUGCGACACACACCACCAAGAGAUGAUGACGAAGAGCUGCCUUUGAAUUUGUCCACAAAAAAUCGACAAAUAUGGUCACCGGGAAGCGCCUGUGAACGUGAUAGAGAUACAGACUCUUCUAUUGGAAAAUGGGAAAGCCAGGAAGAUAAUGAUGCGCCGCUUGAACUGGUGAAAAGGUGUCGCAGCAGCCCUGACGCUGACUGCAUAGAAACACGACGCUGCCCAUCAACUCCGAGCUACCAGACCUACCAACCACCAUCAGCUGAUGUUGGCUUCUCUCUGCUAAUGAAAAAUGAAAACCGAAAUGAAAAAUCAUUCCAGUGCAAACAAUGCGGCAAAUGCUUUAAACGGAGCAGCACACUAUCAACGCAUCUCCUCAUCCACUCUGACACUAGGCCUUACCCUUGUCAGUACUGCGGGAAACGCUUCCAUCAGAAAUCGGAUAUGAAGAAACAUACAUACAUUCAUACAGGGGAAAAGCCCCACAAAUGCGUCGUUUGCUCAAAAGCAUUCAGCCAGAGUUCGAACCUUAUCACACACAUGCGAAAACACACCGGGUACAAGCCUUUCUCAUGUGGUCUCUGUGAUAAGGCGUUCCAGCGAAAGGUGGACCUUCGUAGACACAGGGACUCCCAGCAUUCGGAUGCCAUAGACCCCAUCACAAAUUUAUCAUCCAAUCGGUACCGAUAUUAUGAUGAAACCGAUGUAUCGCCCCUUGCAACCAAUUGAGGUGUACCAAUAAUUAAAGCAAGUUGCCAAAGAUUUGAUAUCUUUAUGCCAUUAACGCAUUUAUGUACAAUAAGUACCAUUUGAAGAGUUAGUAAAAAAUUGUUACAAACACACGUGACUUUUGUUUUGUCUAUAUCGAUGAGUGCCUGUAUCAUAAUAUAACAUUAUUGUCCGUCCAAUGAUAAAAUAGCCGGCCAUUUUAUUGUAAGGGCCUACAAUGUAGGCCCAAUAUUUAUAUAAAUUUGUUAUGUAUUAACGUAUAACGUACCAGCCAAUAUUUUAAGUGUACGAAUCCUUAACAUGUUAACAAAUGUUUCAUUAUUCAGUUUAUAUUCGACAAAAUACUGUGAAUUCAUUAUUUUUGUAUAAAAUCACGAAAUAAUGUAUUAAGGCAAUCCUUAGUUAUAAGAAUGUAUUUAAAAUGUAAAAAUAGAGUCUUAAAACCAAAGUAAAGUGUCUUGUAGUCAAGUGUAAAACGCUUUAUUUAUAAAAAUCAACUUUAUCCUUUUAAGUUUCAAAUGUACCAUUUAUUUAUUCUUUCUUCUGUAGGUUAGUAUAUUCAGGGAUCAAUUUUAGAUCCUAAAUAAGUUAAGCAUUGAUAGUAUUGUGUAGUAACGAAAAUUACCACGAAUUUAUUACCUUUGAAAUCGAAAAAGCUACCGUCUGUUACCGUUUUAUGUAAAUUGUUACCAGCUGUGAAGAUAUUCAGGCAUUAACAGAUUUUUUUCAUGUAUAAAUUAAUUUUUAUAGAUCGUAUGUAAUUCAAUUGUUAAGUAGUUGCAACGCCGUUCGAGGCCUAUUCAAUAGGUAGGUACAACCAAUAUAUAUGUCAAGAUUCGAAAAGAAUUGUGAACAUUACGGCUAGAACACCAAAGAGUGUAGCUACUUUUUCUAGUUAUUAAUAGAUAAACCACCUAGGUUAAGCCAACGUAAUGAUUAUAACUCAACAUCUUACCAAAAUCAAAUUUUAAAUGUACCUACCUACCUAUCCCGGAUGUUUUGAUAAUUUAUUUACUAAGUAACGUAUUUCAUCUGUAAUUUUACUUUGUAUAUUAUGUCUAGACCAAAUUAGAAAUACUUAGGGAAACCGAUAAGAAUAAAAACAUUUCAAUAUCUGUACAGAAAGACCACUCAAACCUUUAAGAUUUCCUAUAUCAAAAAAAUAUCCUCGUACUUAGCUGUUAGCCUUCAACGCGUUUUCAAUUAAACAUUACAGUUUUUCUGAUGGUCCCUUUUGUCAUUGGGGUGUCAAAUGAUUAGCUACAAAACACUUGUUUAUUUUCAAGUUAAGGAAAUUUAUGGAGUUGUUCAAACCAUAGGUGCUAAGAGAUGUCCUAUGCCGAUAAUGGUUGAUUAAUAAUAAUGAUAUAUUUAAAGAAUAGUGGGCACAAAUAGAAUCAAGGAGUUGCCAGAUUCAAGUAACAAUAGUCCAAUAAAUGGGCCUCUCUUAAUUUCCAAUUGGUAUUUUGGUUUACACUAAAUUUACCUGUCCUUAUAGUAUAGCGUAAUGCGUGGCAAUUUUUUUUGAUAGCUUACUUUAUUUUUGACUCGGUUAAUGUUUCCAGCCUGUAAAAUUAUUUGUGUAGUUUAUAAGCGAAAUUAUUGAACAAAUUUGUAAAUAAGCACGUUAGAUAGUCUUUAUUAUGUAUUUAGGUAAUUCUUGCCUUUUCAAACGCGGUGAUAGCUACAUUAAAAGUCAAAUAUUGUUAAGAGACCUUAAUUGUAAAAAUUACUUUUAA